CCACAGAACAGAAACAAAUAGAAGGUAGGAUAGGAUCAAUGAGAAACUUGAGAUCAGUAGCAGGCGCUCUUCUUGUUCUUCUCGUCUUUGCCAUUUCAGCAUAUCCCUUCGAGGCUAGACAUCAUAGAUGUAAGCAUGGCGGCAAAAAAGGCCACAAAUGCCUGCCUGGUGGUCAUCAUGUGUCCGGAGAGAAGGCGGUUCUUACCAUAAACAGCUUCGAAAAGGGCGGAGAUGGGGGCGGUCCAUCUGAGUGUGACGGCCACUUCCAUUCCGAUGACACCUUGAUCGUAGCGCUUUCCAGUAGGUGGUACAACCACGGCCAGCGCUGCCAUCGCCAUAUCAACAUCCACGGGAACGGGAGGAGCGUGAGAGCUAAGGUUGUGGAUGAGUGUGACUCCAACCGGGGAUGCCGUGCUAACAUAGUUGAUGGCUCAAAAGCAGUGUGGAAGGCCUUAGGCGUCCCGAAACAUCAAUGGGGUGAGCUUGAUGUAACCUGGACUGACGACUAGCUAGCUUGAGCUGAGCCAUCACUAGGGCCGUCGCGGUCCCUAUAAAAAUAGGGAUCCAUUACCCCAUUGUCAGUCCAUCUAUCAUUACUGGGUUUCAUGUUUUCCUUUCGAAUAAUGCUGCAGAGGCAGUUGAUAACCAAUGACUUUUGGUUAUAUAUAUAUAUAUAUAUAAUCUAUGGCCUGAAAUUUCCCGUUUUCAAUAAAACAUUUGUAAAAUAAUCAAUAAAAGUUGGUUUGAUUUCGAA
Ipomoea triloba (trilobed morning glory) is the source of this 754-nucleotide messenger RNA. Its product is annotated as putative ripening-related protein 7. Lineage: Eukaryota; Viridiplantae; Streptophyta; Magnoliopsida; Solanales; Convolvulaceae. The transcript is spliced from 2 exons. The record is from RefSeq and is a predicted model, not a curated record. Bases 39 to 509 code for a protein of 156 amino acids.